Dreissena polymorpha is the source of this 373-nucleotide messenger RNA. RefSeq lists its product as uncharacterized. The transcript has 3 exons. Lineage: Eukaryota; Metazoa; Mollusca; Bivalvia; Myida; Dreissenidae. Gene Ontology annotation, molecular function: calcium ion binding. The record is from RefSeq and is a predicted model, not a curated record. The annotation marks the transcript as partial.
CGAGUACACCAUCCCAAUGUGACAUACAUCUUGUCAGUGGAUGGCCGCGUUACCCGUAGCGUGUACACCACAUACAUCUGCAAGUCUGACCCGGUCCAGUACGAGCUGAGCCAUUACCUGUUUGACGAGUACGAUGUGGAUGGGGACCACUUUCUGGACUACCACGACUACGACAACUUCUACAACAAGAUGGAUACCAGCGCUGACGGACUCGUGGUUAAAACGGAAUUCGUGAACUAUUGGGUUCUACUUUUCCAGAAGUACGAAAACAGUGAUAUCCACCCAAUGAGCACGCUCUGCCGCUAAAAUUACCGUCGAACACAUUCACGAACGUAAUAAUGGUGUUUAUUUGUGAAUAAAUCGUAAAAGACGA